AUUGCAAAAUCUACUACUACUAGUAGUCAUUCGCUUUUAGAAGGAUAUAGAAAAAAUCUCAAAAUAUGACAAAACUGUCAUAACAGAUAUUGGUUUUAAGAAUAAAAUAAAUUUUUGUUAUUUUUAGUUAAAUCUUUUUAAAUUAAUUCUUAUUUUAAAUGAAACAAAUUUUAAGUUAUCUAUACUAAAAUUGAUGGUUGUUAAUCAUGUAAUUGUCUAUUUUAUUCAAUUUUUAAUUUAUAUCUUUGAUAAAUUUUGCUGCGCUCAAGAAAGGGACUAUCCAUAUAUGAUCGCUUUUUUUAACAGCACUCAGUACGUCUGCGCAGGAGCCUUAGUUGAGGAUAAUGCAAUUGUUGCUCUUGCUCGAUUUUUCGAUCCCUACGUGCGAGGAGGUAGUUUGGCUACAGUUGAAGCCAUUGCUGAUAAAGUUACUUCUAAGACGAGCGAAGCUAAAUAUAGACAAGUUCGGCAAAUCUCCCACGUAAUUAUUCACCCUGAAUUCAAUAUUUCAUCAGGAAUUCACGAUAUUUGCAUUAUUCAUUUGGUAGGACGUUUCAAUUUAUGCGAUUAUGUGGGGAUAAUCAAGCUAACACCAUUUAGACCCGAGCCGCUUGAUAAUGCCACUUCAGUUGGAUGGCAAGGGCCAUGUGAAGAAAUCACUACACAUCCUAUGUGGGUCCUUGAAAAUCAGGAGACGCGCUGUAAGGGUCAAGAUUCAAAAACUCAGCUUUGCGCUGCUAGUCAUGAACCAUUGCGAUGCGGCUAUUCCGGAGCUGCUUUAGUUAAGAAGGGCAUCCUGGUCGGAUUAUUAAUUAACACAUACACUUGUGGGAAAACUAGAGAUGACGAAUCAGAGGCUUUAUUUAUCGAUAUUUCUUACUACAACCAAUUUAUCUACACUAAUCUAGAUCCGGUUGAAAGUGAGGGCAAGAAACAAUUUUGCAGCAUCUGCGCAAACUUCAUACUAUUUUUCAACAUCUUACGGUCUUGCUCAUGUUUGUUUCGGUUUCAAAGAUUUCACAAUUUCAAUAAACUACUGUUGAGAUAUUUUUUCCGCGUUCAUUCUCCAUGGGAUGGGAUGGCCACGGUGGUUGAUUGUGAUCAUCUCGAUCUUAUUGCCUUGAAUGAUAAUGGGCUCAAGCAGUAA
This is a messenger RNA of Hermetia illucens (black soldier fly), 1147 nucleotides long. Its product is annotated as serine protease ami-like. The transcript is spliced from 6 exons. Gene Ontology annotation, biological process: proteolysis. Gene Ontology annotation, molecular function: serine-type endopeptidase activity. The record is from RefSeq and is a predicted model, not a curated record. Lineage: Eukaryota; Metazoa; Arthropoda; Insecta; Diptera; Stratiomyidae. Bases 194 to 1147 code for a protein of 317 amino acids.